AUGGAAGCCGCCAAGCUGUACCGCCAGGAAACCAUCGAAUACGUCCAUCGCUGCCUCGGUCUCUCUGGCGAUGCGAGGAAAUACGACACUCCAGCCAACGAGAUCAUCGCUUUCUUCAAAAUCAUCGGCGACGCAGUGUGCGAGGCCUACGACCUUGCUGAAAUAAAGACCGGACUCGUAGAGCACAGGGAGCUUCUCUUCAGAGAAAUCGAGUUUUUCAUGGAAACUUCCGAGGUGGAGCAGCAGCGUCGCUUGAGUACCGAGCUCCCAACGACGGAGGAAUACCUCGCCACCAGGAUGGGAACUGGUGCCGUCAACGUCUGCACGAUUCUUAACGAGUAUGUGAAAAUUUUCCAUGUUUGGGAACACAACGUUGACACAGGCAGGGCUGCCUACGGAAUAUCUCUACCGGUCGAUAUCCUCAGAGACGUGCACAUGAAAGUCAUUUGGGACCAAACCAACAUCCUCGUCUGCGUUCUGCCAAAGGACCAGCAGAGCGUCGAGAGCAUCGUCCCAUUGCUCUACAACAACCUUGGGUCUCUUGCCGCAGCGGUGUCCAUGGUCAUCGAAAUUAUCGAGAAAUCCAUCAAAGAGUUCGACAGUGCGGCGGCGCUCUUGUUGAACAAGUUCGCAGACGACGAGGCCUUGGUUUCGAACCUCAAGAUAUACAUCGAUGCCUGCAGGCUGAAUUGCACCGGCAACCUGAACUGGAGCCUCCAGACGGGUCGCUACGGUGUAUCGCAGCAGACCAUCACUGGCGGAGUUACGAUGCGUUUGGGGUGA
Molecule: messenger RNA, 783 nt
Organism: Colletotrichum higginsianum IMI 349063
Lineage: Eukaryota; Fungi; Ascomycota; Sordariomycetes; Glomerellales; Glomerellaceae
Product: Terpene synthase metal-binding domain protein
Exons: 3
Coding region: 1-783 (260 amino acids)
Source: RefSeq, a predicted model, not a curated record